Filobasidium floriforme is the source of this 1152-nucleotide messenger RNA. Its product is annotated as O-sialoglycoprotein endopeptidase. The transcript is spliced from 8 exons. Lineage: Eukaryota; Fungi; Basidiomycota; Tremellomycetes; Filobasidiales; Filobasidiaceae. Gene Ontology annotation, biological process: tRNA threonylcarbamoyladenosine modification. Gene Ontology annotation, cellular component: cytoplasm; EKC/KEOPS complex. The record is from RefSeq and is a predicted model, not a curated record. The coding region runs from base 1 to 1152 and encodes 383 amino acids.
AUGGUAGCCGAAACGAAACGACGCAAGGUGGCACCUCUACCGCCUGCCGACCGCCCAUACAUCUGUCUUGGCCUGGAAGGUUCAGCCAACAAGUUCGGUGCGGGGAUCAUCUCUCACUCUCCCGGCCCGAACGGAUCGACAGCGGACGUCGUCAAGGUCCUAUCGAACGUUCGACACACCUACGUGACCCCGCCUGGACAGGGGUUCUUGCCCGCGGAUACGGCUAGGCAUCAUCAGCAGUGGGCUUUGACGGUCAUACGGAAGGCUGUAGAGGAUGCUGGGAUUGAGAUGAAGGAUGUGGAUGUGGUGGCAUAUACCAAGGGCCCCGGUAUGGGGGGACCGCUGCAAUCAGUUGCACUGGUAGCACGAACCAUCAGUAUGCUCUACAACAUCCCGCUUGUUGGCGUCAACCACUGUGUCGGCCACAUCGAGAUGGGCCGCCACAUCACCGCAUCCCACAAUCCUAUCAUCCUCUACGUCUCCGGAGGAAACACCCAGGUCAUCGCCUACUCUCAGCAAAAGUAUAGGAUCUUCGGGGAGACGCUGGAUAUCGCCGUGGGGAACUGUUUGGACCGGUUUGCGAGGGUCGUAGGGCUGCCGAACGAUCCUGCUCCGGGGUAUAACAUCGAACAGAGCGCUAAAGGGGGUACACGAUUACUACCCCUCCCCUAUGCGACAAAAGGGAUGGACAUCUCCCUAACAGGCCUGCUCUCCGCAACCGAAGGUUACACGCACGACAAACGCUUCAUCGGACCGCUCGCUAGCAAGACCCUGGAGGAGCAGCAGAAGUACAAGGAGGAAGGAGAGGACGUGAUAACGACAGAGGACCUGUGUUUUACGCUGCAAGAGACGGCAUUUGCGAUGUUGGUAGAGAUUACGGAGAGGGCGAUGGCACAUGUAGGGAGUGCGGAUGUUUUGAUCGUCGGUGGAGUUGGGUGCAACGAGCGGCUACAACAGAUGAUGGGCAUCAUGGCAUCCGAACGAGGCGGCAGGGUAUUCGCAACGGAUGAGAGCUUCUGCAUCGAUAACGGGAUCAUGAUCGCCCAGGCCGGAUUAUUGGCGUACAGGAUGGGUCAACGGACGCCCAUCGAGAAGAGCACGGUCACGCAACGGUACCGGACGGACGCGGUACAUGUGACUUGGAGAGCAUGA